Molecule: messenger RNA, 3527 nt
Organism: Cynoglossus semilaevis (tongue sole)
Lineage: Eukaryota; Metazoa; Chordata; Actinopteri; Pleuronectiformes; Cynoglossidae
Product: insulin receptor substrate 2-B-like
Exons: 7
Coding region: 639-2441 (600 amino acids)
Biological process (GO): insulin receptor signaling pathway
Cellular component (GO): plasma membrane; cytosol
Molecular function (GO): phosphatidylinositol 3-kinase binding; insulin receptor binding
Source: RefSeq, a predicted model, not a curated record
AAUGGCAGCAUAUUUUCAUAGAGGAAUAAUGUUUUGUGGACAAGGAGGAUGUAGACUACGGUGAGUUUUUCAUUUAACUGUGUCAGGUACCUGAAGUAACAAUAGAAAUGACAACUAACAUGUGUUCUUUCUGUUAUGUGUUUUGAAGCAACAUGCAGGUGUAAAGCAGAAUUUCAACAGAGCACAGCCCUAAGACCGAAAAUGCCUUUAACUCCUAUUAGCAUGGCCGCUUUAAUGAGACUAGUGUCUAGUCGCACUGAGGUAACCACAACCAUAACACUACCAGCCAGCUGCUGACCCCUACUGGACAAAUAUAUGCCAUACAAAGGGAAAGCUGUUAACAAUCAAUGUGGCUCUAGAGGAGAGGAAAAAUUACCAGGUAAUAUAAGAGCUGAAGAACCUUUCACUUUGUUGCCAGAUCACAAAAACCUGGUGUAUUAAGAAAGACCAACAGAACAAACCCCGAAAAAGCCAAAGAUCUUUCAAAAGUGGCGAAACAGCGCCAGUACUUCGCGUUGGCCGAAGGUAUAUUACACCCAACCCCAAGUUAGACAAUGCUCCAGACAAGGAAUAUGGACUGGUCGUGAUGGCACCUGUGAGCGGACAAAGUUUGGCUGUUUGAGAAUUGAAACUUUGACAUGGCUGAAGAAAAGAACAGAUCUGAUGAGCCUGGGAGACCUCCAGCUCCUUCCUGCUCCUCAGGGUCCAGCUUGUCAUUUACAUGGCAGCUAUCAGUUUCUCAACUGCAGCCCAACUGGAUGAAAGAUUCUUAUAUGGAGCAAGAUGAAUACUUUGGGAAAUACAGAGUCACCAGGCAGAGAAGUGAAAAUCUACUAUCUCAUUUUUCCAAAGAUCCCGUAUGUGGCAGUGAACCGUGCCGUCCUGUGGAUCCUGCAUUACCUCCGUCCGAUGCCCUUCUGCCGCCUUCCAGACCACACACAGAUGUGGUGAAAGAAGGAUACUUGGGGAAGAUGAAACCAAACCACAGAAGAUAUUUUGUCCUCAGAUUUGAAAGUCAGACGGGCCCAAGUCGACUUGAGUGGUAUAAGAGCCAUGAGAAUUUCAAAGCACUGGAGAAGUCUUCUGGUAAAGCUCCACGCUUUGGAUCAAGCAAGAAAGGGGUGGUCUACCAGGGAUGCUGCCUGGGUCUGAGUCGGACCAGCAGUGUUAAGAAGGGCCAUGCAGUGGUUUUGUAUGCCAAGGAUCAGACCCUUCUGCUGUUAACGAAGGAUCAGCGGGAGCAGGAGGAGUGGUUCCUGGCUUUAAAGAAACAGUUUGAGAAGGAGCAGAAGGAUGGACAGAGUGGAGACACUUUUGAUGAAGAAGACGAUGGCUAUUGCACUUUGCCCCCUGCCGCUAUCUUCAAAGAGGUCUGGCCUGUCACGGUGAAAGCCCGAGGUCUGGCUUGUACCAUGUCUCUGACAGGAGAGUCCCAGCUGUGUCUCACAGCAGUCUCGCUCAUCUUGGUCAGAGGGAAUGGGUUCCUCGAUUUACCAUUAGCAACCAUACCUCUGCUGACUGUCCGCUGCUUUGGCCACUUGAACUUUUCCUUCUUUGUGGAGCUUGGAAGGUCGGCACCUGAUGGUCCUGGAGAGAUCUGGAUGGAAGCCAGAGACCAAGUCAGCGCUCAGAAAAUUCACGAGGCAGUCCGAGACGCUGUGCAGGCUCUACGGCCUCUGACCGACUUUGGUUGGUCACCAACAUCCAGCUCCAAUCAACUUAAAGCACCUGUGCUGUCCAAACGUAGCAGACCCAAAAACAGAGACGGAGGUGUGAACGUGAGCCCUCCCUGCUCUCUCCUGGUCCACUCCACCAGAAGAUCUGACACCAAAAUGUGUGAGACCAAAGCCUGCGCAGUGCAGACCACACCAGACAGGAGGCAGCCCAACUCUCCUCUUACUGCACGUCCAAGCCCUCUGAGCACAACACGGGGCUCGAGCUCCUCUGAGCCUGAUUCCAGCAGCUACAUGGAAGAAAAGAUGGAGCAGGAUGAGGAGGGAGGGAGCCACAGGUAUAUGAUGAUGUCACCACACGGGAGCCCUGGUUCAUCUGUGCUGCCUCAGGAUGAUUAUGUGACCAUGGCCAGCCCACAGAAAUGCACCUCUCCUUUGAGCUCGUCUCCAUCUUUACUCCUUCAGACACCAGUGAACAAAUCUUCGUAUGACAACCUUUCUUCAGUGGAGACAUCGGUUCAUCUUACCUCUGGGAACUCUCAACCCCCCUACUGGCUGACUCCCGUCGAGCAGUUCCAUCAAGCACCAAGCAACAAUGACUUUGAUCUCAGCCGUCCAUUUGUCACCAGUAAACCAAAGUGUACCAGGACAACACAUGGUACUGAAAAACUUGAAGAAGCCCAGCCUGUCACAGGCCAACCAGCAGAAUGGAGAGUCCUGUUCUCCUCCUGUCUGCUUUCAUGUCUUCAAGUUGAUGAAAGAGUCUGAGCACAGCGUGUGUUAUAAUUCUGUCUUUGUUUAUACCACACUCUGUGUUGGGAAAAUGGAAGGUCAUAGUUUUUGAAACAGGAAUUGACCAGUAUUUCACACAUUGAACUGUUAUUAAAGGAAUAGUCAAAUGUUUCAGUAUUGCUAACAUUUGACAUGUACUGUAUGAGACCAUUGACCUAAGUGGGUACUAUGUGCUUGAGAAAUGUAUUUUUUGCAGUUAGUAAAGAUAUUUAGUCCUUGAAUGUUUUCAGUGAACUUUUGGGACACACAGAUUGUUGCAAAUGUUGACAUAUAAUGCAAUGUAAAAAAAAUAAUAAAAAAAAUAAAUGUGGAAUAAAUUAAUGUUAUCAUUAGCACUUUGCUGAAAAACCAAAUGAUGUGUAUUUUCUAUGCCUCUUUUAGGGUCCAACUUUUUUUCUUUUUGUUGCCAAAACCUAGUUAAAUCAGACAUACAAUAAGUACCGUUAUUACCUUGGCAUGUUUUGGCUGUGAGCUCCAGUCUGGCUCCGCAGUGUCACCAUGUCACUGUGAUUUGUUCUUAUGAAUUGUGGCUACUCCUCUAGGACGGCGCUCCAGGGGCCUCACGUACAGACUUGAGUGGAUUUCCUACUGAAACAUGGCGUACAAUAAAGUCCAGAAACUGGAGGACAAAAAAAAUCAGAUGUGUGCGGAUUCAAGUACGUUUCGUUUGUACAUCCCAAUCAACGUGCAAUUGAGCGCACACGCUGAAGUGGCAAAACCACGCCCCCACAUACAUAUGCAAAUAUAUAUAAAAAAGGUCCUGGAUACUACGAUCGGCACGCGAAUUCAUUAUAUAAGUUGUGGUAAGUGUCCAUUAGUGUGUCUCUGAUGUCCUCAUCACUCUGGGGACUACUUCGUUUGACAUUAUUAGCUGUUUCCCAGCGUCACCUCUAAGUGUCGCCAAAGGCACAUGGCUGUAGAAACGUGCGUACGGCUGCUCUGGACACCGUCGUAAGAACCGCACGUCCACGCAAAAGGGCGUACGCAACUUUUUUAUGCGGACGCAACGUUCGUACAUGAGGCCCCGGGUGUGGGACAGCAAAAAAAAGCUCCUCAUCCAAG